AAUGCAUAACCCAUAGUUGCCAAAAAACCCUAGCAUUGGCUCCUGAUUAUAAAUAUCGCAAGGCUGCACUGCAGUAGUGCACUUCACCUCCACCCCCGGCCAUAUCUCCUCAUCAGCGAGAACGAGAGAUCGAGAUGUCGUCGUUGUUCAUCCUCGGGUGCCCCGUCCUGUGCCUGCCUGGAGGCGCCGGCCAUGGUGGUGGUGCUGGCCGUGGCCGUCUCCUGCCGCCGCCGGUCGCGCGCUUCGCCGGCGCCGGCCGUCCCCUCAGGCUGACGGUGGCACAGGCGGCUGCUAACCCAGGUCCAUGGCUGGCCUGGGACGACGACUCCACCAAGGUGACGCCGUACAAGGCCAUCGCAUGGUCAGCUGCAGAGGCGCUGGACCUCCUGGAGCAGACUCCGCCGCCAUCGGCCGGGAGCGCCGCAAGCCAGGACGUGCAGGAAAUAAUCGGCACGUUCAAGAACCUCAAGGAGCUUGCUGAUUCCGAUGAGGUGCCGAUGGAGCCCCUGGCGGCGACGUGCACGCUGCUGAGGUACCAUUGGUACCUUUGGCAGUGCUACCACGGCGACCCAGUCACAAGGGGAUUCCCGGACGGGCUCCUCAGUUUCCUGCACAGCUGCAUCAGUUUCGCUUGCGGCCCCGAUGGCUACGCGCUGCCAUACUACCUCAACAUUUUCGGCAUCAAGGCCGACAAGCUCCCCAAGGAGGCGUGGGCCAAGGAUUUGGUCACAGUCGCGAUGUAUGCUUCCCAGGGUACCCGCCUCGUCGUGGGUAAACACGAGAAGCAUCUUCUGGAUGUUUUCAGGAUGAGGCUCAUUGCAGAUGAGGGGAAACAGGAGGAGGAGUCCAAGAUUCGGGCGGAGGAGGCCAGCCACCGCAAAUGGCGCCCCGACCACUUCGUCGACGACGAUGACGACGGCAUGCUCGGACUUGGGGGCGUCUGACGACCUCCUUCCAAGCGAAGCCGGCCACAAAAUCUAUGCCAUUGCCAUUUGCCAACUGAGUAGACAUUAGUUAUCUUAUCUUAGAGUAUGUUUAUGGUUAGGUGUUGUUACUUUAGCCUUCUGAUAUGAUGGUGUCUUGAUUAUCACUGCUUUAUGGUUACGUGUUACCAGACUUCUCCUUUGCUUUAUGCUCACUAUAUUAAUCCAUUCGCUAGCAAUGGGUACUCUGUUCCUUUGCAACUCCAGUAUUACUGCUAUUAUAUCAGAAUAUGCA
Molecule: messenger RNA, 1218 nt
Organism: Oryza sativa Japonica Group (Japanese rice)
Lineage: Eukaryota; Viridiplantae; Streptophyta; Magnoliopsida; Poales; Poaceae
Source: RefSeq, a predicted model, not a curated record